Punctularia strigosozonata HHB-11173 SS5 is the source of this 917-nucleotide messenger RNA. RefSeq lists its product as uncharacterized. The record is from RefSeq and is a predicted model, not a curated record. The transcript is spliced from 6 exons. The annotation marks the transcript as partial. Gene Ontology annotation, molecular function: oxidoreductase activity. Lineage: Eukaryota; Fungi; Basidiomycota; Agaricomycetes; Corticiales; Punctulariaceae.
ACGGAGAUUCUGAUUGUGACCUUCCUUACGUGUCCCAUACAUGGCAAUUGGGAUCUUGAUGAACCCGCUCCGCCGAGCAAGCAAGAUCUGGACCCACGUGCGAACAUUGCCAUCGCCAGGAUGAACUGGCUUCACGACCGAUACAACAUCGCCGGCUUUGUUUUCUGGUCGGAAAUCGGUCGCCGAAUGGGAAUCCAUUCCAUCCCGGCCACGCUCGAUGAGCUGCGGGCUUGGAGCGAAGACUACGAAGCGCGCGCCAUGGUUCCGGCGGAUAGCAACCUGGUGGUGGUGGAGGUGACCAUGGGCGAGCUCCAGAGGCAGAUGCACGUAUCGAAGCCGCUCCGACCGUUCGCGCAUCGUCUGGUCAUCACCGUGCUCAACGAGCACACGAGAAUCGCGAUGAUGCAACCUGCGCAGCCGUGGUACUUGCAUCUGAUCACGAAGGCCGUGCUUAACGGUGCGAUGCUCUUCCAGCGCUACGUUUUCCUUCCCCGCAUCUACCCUCUCCCGCUCGUUCCUCUCGAGGUUCCCGACGUGAAACAUGACGAGGUUGCGCGCAUGCAUCCCACUAGGUGGGCGAGCAAACCGUGGUAUAAGCCGCAACGGUCCGGUCUGGCCGGUUUCAUGGACUGGCUGCUCGUCUGUCUCCAUCUCGUCGACGCGGAACAUUUCACGCCUGCGGAGAAGUACAAGAAGGAGGUGUAUCAGCUCCAUGAGAUCGGUCCACUCUCACUGGAGAAAGUCGGCCAUGAGGAGGUGAUGCGGAGAGCUGGUGAUAUGUUGGGUUGUCCGAUACCUGCUAUAUGGGCUGCGGGUUCCUGGGGUAAGCGUUCUCAGACAGUGGCUGCGUGUUAGAUUUCUCUGCUCUAAUGAACAUGAUUCUACAUACCCACCACCCAGACCCGGAACACGUCAAG